Molecule: messenger RNA, 2998 nt
Organism: Agrilus planipennis (emerald ash borer)
Lineage: Eukaryota; Metazoa; Arthropoda; Insecta; Coleoptera; Buprestidae
Product: RNA-binding protein Musashi homolog Rbp6
Exons: 8
Coding region: 2406-2915 (169 amino acids)
Cellular component (GO): cytoplasm
Molecular function (GO): RNA binding
Source: RefSeq, a predicted model, not a curated record
GAACGUUGUGAUUCCUACCUUUCGGUUUAUCCACCUCGAUCUCCAUGGGCGAAGGAUUGAGAUACGCUCAAUCAGCACGCGGAGGUCGGAGCCAUCGCCACCAAUUUCACCUAGGAACCUCUGAUGCGAGUGGGACGUAUGUAAUCCAUAUCGGGCUUAGCAGACUUACUAUCCGAGCAGAUAUACGUCGAGGUGCCUCUUCCUCUCUGCCAACAUACGAGGUGUAACCAAUGUCGUUAAUGAAAGUCCAUCCUCAGGCAGCGGAGUAGACAGGAAAAUUUUCCAUUGGGGUUCCCAAGCCUCACAUAGUACCAAUCUUCAUCGCUGGCCUCAUGUUUGAGGGACGAAUCCCCUUCUCGGUGGACUUACUUGCAAUUCGGCACUGGUAGACUAUCCCGGAUUCAUGGAAUCGCAAUUUUUUCCUGACCUUAUACACUCGUGUCGCCUGAGUUAGUUCACCGUAAUAAUUCAUUGUCUUCAAAGUGGGCAAGGUGAAUGCGCAAUUUUAUAUCGGAGACUGAAGUUACUCUUACCAGUUCCUCAUAGGAGGCGAGUAAGACCCCCUAGAACCCUAUGAUGACGACGGGACUUACCUAAUCCGCACCAGGUUUAGCAGACAGUAUUCAAUCGGAUGUAACCACCGUCAUUACGAGUCUAACCUAAAGCAUUGGAGCAGGCAGGAAAAUUUCCUACUGAAGCUUCCAGGCCUUCCGUAGUAUCAUGUUCAAGAGAUGACUCCCUUUUCCGGUCGAAUUAUUUGCUCUCCGGCAUUGAAGAGCCAUACUGACUUCAAGGGAUCGACACCAUCUCCAGAGUUUUGACGUUCACGUCGGUGGAGUUAUUCCAGCGUCAAGCCACUUUUAGUUACAACAUUUGUAAACCACUGCCACACAUAUUUUACUAAGACUCCGAACGUUUCUCACAUUUAGUAGGAUUGGUUGGGGGUUUAAGGAUGAACAUUGUGUGGUGUGCUCGCAGUGAUCACCUGGCGAUCUGGCUAUCGAGUGUCUGCUAAUCUCGGAUAUUAGUGCCAAGUACCAUGCCGACACCGACCUCCUAAACCUGCACAUCCACAUCCUUUCCAUAAUUGGAAAGUUAGUUACCUCCUAGGAGGGGAACAAGACCCCCUUAGAACCCUCUAAUGCCCUAUCUAAUUCCUACCAGACUUGUCAGACUUGGUACUCGAGCGGAUAUACGUAAGUGUCUACUCCUCUUCCCCAGCAUGCGGAAUGUAGCCACUGUCGCUACAAGUCCAACCUUAGGUUGGGCAGGCAGGAAGAUUUCCCACUAGGGCUCCCAGGUCUCCCGUAAUAGUAGCAGUCUCCAUCACUGGUUCGAUGUUCUUGUUACCAAUCCUUCUCCCGGUGGAAUUACGUACUUACACUCCGGCAUUAGUAGUCACUCCGAGUUCAUGGGAUUGCCACCUUCCCCUGAUCCCUAACACUCAUGCCGCGGCAGAGCUACUUCAGGGUCCAAUCCCUUUUAGUACAAGGGCCGAGGCCAGAUUCGCGAAUCUCUGCCACAUAUCUUUUACUAAGCUCCAAACUUUUCUCGCUUUUAGUGAGAUUGGUUGUGGGUUUAAGAGCGAACGUCGUGGGGUGGUCGCAGUGAUCGGCCUCGGCUGCUUACGUUGCACAUCUGGCGAUUUGGCUAUAGAGUGACUCGCUGAACUAGGAUACUAGUGCCCAGGUACCAUACCUGACACCUGCCCGGCCUGUUGAUAUUUUUAGGAGUCAAAAUGUAAAAUUGUACCAAGGGCUGAAUGAGAAAGUAUUAAAAGUUCUUUCAUUGUGAUCAAAGUGCGUAGUUUUAGUGCGUUAGGUAGUUCAGUUUUGUGAUCAACAACUGAUUUUGAGUUAUGGUGUUAGUUUUUGUGGAGUACUCUGUGUACAAAACAUGCAUAUGUGAUGACGUCAUUUGAUGCAAUAGCUACCGCGUGCUGCGAUGUCAAAUGUUGCCAUCGUGUCUUUCGUUAUUCCGCCGGCAUCUUUGGCACCGUGGCCCACAUAUCCGCUGCAAGCGAAGGUGAUUCCCUUCCUUGUUUCGUCUGCAUCGGCUUAUUACGUGUGCAUAUCGCUUGGAGCAAUAGCGGAAGAAGGAUGGCAUAACGCGCUUUAUGCAACAGAAGCGUACUGCGUCACACCGCACUGGCGGCCAACGGAUUGCGUCCAAUCACGGCCGAUGCCGGCUCGCUUAAACGCUUGCGUACGCGAAGCGAUGCGAUUACAAGCGGGUACGUACGAACCUGUCGUUCUGCAACUAUCCGGCUGUCGAAUUUUUGCCAGUAUCGUGGCUCAGUCCGGUUAGUACGUUCGUCGUGGCGUAGAUAGAAUUUCCCGGUGUACUCUUACCGUUUAGUGUAGUCGUAGUUUUGAGUCUGUUAAAUAUAUACAAAGUUUGUGGUUAUGAUGGAUCCCCAGGGCCAAGAGAUCGUCGCCGUAGGGUCCCCCGCCGAGGUACCGAACGAUCCAGGAAAAAUGUUUAUCGGGGGGCUGAGUUGGCAGACAAGUCCAGGCCUAACAAAAGAAAGUCUGCGCGAAUACUUUAGCAAAUAUGGCGAUAUUACAGAAGUUAUGGUAAUGAAAGAUCCUGCAACGCGGCGGUCGAGCAACGUUGUUGAGGCACCGGCUCCCCUAGGGAUCCCGGUCACUGGCGCUCCCCGACUCCUGGUGCCCAGGGGCUUCGGAUUUAUCACCUUCGCAGACCCAUCUAGCGUAGAUAAGGUAUUAGCACAAGGCACACACGAGCUAGAUGGUAAAAAGAUUGACCCUAAAGUAGCAUUUCCUAGGAGAGCACACCCAAAGAUGGUAACCCGGACGAAAAAAAUAUUUGUUGGAGGUUUGUCAGCACCCACAACUCUAGAAGAUGUUAAGAGCUACUUCGAACAGUUUGGACCGGUAAGUAAUUAUUUUUAAUAUUUACCUACUUAUGUAUUAUAAGUGGGACAAAUUAAGAAGUAAUCACCACAUGCAUUUGUCGACAUUUUGAAGAGUCCCUU